ACGAGAGAGAAGGGCUGUAGUACAGCUGCUACAGGAUAUUGAGUCCGAUACGGGAUGGCCAAUCGCGGCCCAGGUCGGAAGGCUUCAGGAAGAAUGGUAUGGUAGUAUUCCACAGAGCUAAGCUCUGUGGCAGCGAUGGCGAGAGUAUAAGCAAUAGCAACGGUAGCAGCAAUAGCACAAUAGCAGCCAAGUUGAGAAAAAGAGAAGGAAAGGGGGAACAAGCAGAAUAUACGCUCCUGGGGAGGCUAUAUUAUACCACGAAGUCUCGGGAUCAGGCGAUGGAUGUCGUUUAUGUACCACGACAUGCAGCAGGGUCACAAGAGGCAGUAGAGGUGGUUUGCGAGAUUCAGGUUGAAAAACCUGCAGUACAGCCGCUCAUCUUGACAGGGCAAUGCUUGGAAGACCCACAAGAGCUGUUGCAAAGCUGCUCCAGUUGCUACAGGAUGUUAGAAUUCGAUACCGGGUGGCUGACCGUGGCCUAGGUUUGAUGACUUUAGGAAGAAUGGUGAAAUAGUAUUUUACAGAGCUAAUAGAGGGGAAAGGUUAUCUAGCACCCCAGUUGUGGCUUAAUGAAUAACAAGGCAGUUAGUGACGAUAAUAAAGAUAGAGCAUGGUAUGCUGGCCUUCAC
Trichoderma atroviride IMI 206040 is the source of this 629-nucleotide messenger RNA. NCBI's taxonomy places the organism in Eukaryota, Fungi, Ascomycota, Sordariomycetes, Hypocreales, Hypocreaceae. The record is from RefSeq and is a predicted model, not a curated record.